Rubroshorea leprosula is the source of this 1552-nucleotide messenger RNA. Lineage: Eukaryota; Viridiplantae; Streptophyta; Magnoliopsida; Malvales; Dipterocarpaceae. The record is from the annotation of a GenBank genome assembly.
AACUAGUUUCAUUGACUUCAUGACGUUGGUGUAACGGAGGAGUGGGUCUUCAAGCGGAGAAACUUCGCAGAUAGAUCCCUGAAGAAAAGUGUGGAGCUAUACCGGACGAUGUACAGUUUAACCGUUUCGCUUGAAUUAGCGUAUCUAGCAUUUUUGUUGCUUUCUAGAAGAAAACAUCGGAUUGCUGAUGAAGGAGAUUCAAGUCCAACAAAAAAUGGAGAUAUAUUCUCAAUAUGGAACUUUGAUGGAAGGGUUGCGUAUGAAGACAUUAUUAAAGCAACUGAGGAUUUUGACAUUAAAUAUUGCAUUGGUACAGGUGGCUAUGGCAGUGUUUAUAGAGCUCAACUGCCAAAUGGCAAAGUAGUUGCUUUGAAGAAACUUCAUCGAAGAGAAGCAGAGGAACCUGCUUUUGACAAGAGUUUCAGAAAUGAGGUUAAAGUGCUCACAGAAAUAAGACACAAGAACAUUGUGAGGCUUCAUGGGUUUUGUUUGCAUAAGCGCUACAUGUUUUUGAUCUAUCAAUAUAUGGAAAGGGGAAGCUUGUUUUGUGUCCUUAGAAAUGAUGAUGAAGCUGUGGAAUUGGAUUGGCUCAAAAGGUUCAAUGUCAUCAAAAGCAUGGCAAAUGCUUUGUCUUACCUUCACCAUGACUGCAUCCCACCCAUCCUUCAUCGGGACAUAUCAAGCAACAACAUUCUCUUGAAUUCAGAACUAGAGGCUUUUGUUGCUGACUUUGGAAAUGCUAGGCUUUUAGAUCCUGAUUCAUCCAAUUAUACCACGCUUGCUGGCACUCAUGGUUAUAUUGCCCCAGAGCUUGCUUAUACUAUGGUUGUGACUGAGAAAUGUGAUGUUUAUAGUUUUGGAGUUGUGGCAUUAGAAGUACUGAUGGGAAUGCAUCCUGGAAAGCUACUAACAUUGUUAUCAUCGCCAUCUUCUUUGCAAAAUGUGAUGCUAAGUGACAUAUUAGAUGCACGUUUAUCACCUCCAAGAAGUAGAAGUCUUACCCAAAAUAUUGUGGUGGCUACUGCACUUGCAUUUGCUUGCUUACAUGCAAAGCCCAAAUUUAGGCCAACAAUGAAAUUUGUGUCUCAACAGUUUCUUGCUAGCAAAAAACCACUUACAAAGGCUUUUCAAACUAUUUCUUUACUAGAAUUGGCACACAAUGAAUUGGCGAAGGAAAAUGAAAAAGAAUUUCAACCAAAGAUUUCAAAUCAUCCAAGUGAGCAUCAUGGUUCUUCCUUAUAUGAAAUUCUUGAUGUCUAAUUUUGAAAAUCCAAAGACUAUGUAGUUUUGAUAAAUGAUUGUUAAUAAGAGUACCCUUCAUGUAUGUACCAAUACCUUGCUCGGUUAAUUGGCCAAUUUAGUUGCCGUAUAUCUAUCCAACAACAUGCUUGUUGGUCCUAUACCCUUUCUCUCUUGAUCCAUUAGCCAAUUUAGUUACAUUUUAAAUCUGUCCUAUAACAUGCUUGUUGGCCUUAUCCUUUUAUCUGUAGGUCAACUAGCCAUGUUGUUUGUCAACCUUGUGGAUUGAUUUCAAUAAAUUCAAUAACUGCAU